Molecule: messenger RNA, 240 nt
Organism: Sphaeroforma arctica JP610
Lineage: Eukaryota; Ichthyosporea; Ichthyophonida
Exons: 1
Source: RefSeq, a predicted model, not a curated record
UUCGGCACUACGCACGCCGAGAGUGUGGUCAUCAACAAGCGACUGCUAGUGGAACUAAAGCAAGAAAGACAUCUGGUUCAUCGGCUCAAGGCCAGAGAGAAGAACACUCAGACACGCCAUCGGCAGGAGCAGGAGCUGGUGGUCACGGCAUGGUAUAAUCUGAACCUGCAGCAGUACGACAAGGCAGUGGCUGACUACCUGCCUGGUUAUAGGUAUGUGCAUGAAAGGGUGUAUGAGUAG